This is a messenger RNA of Suillus bovinus, 1240 nucleotides long. RefSeq lists its product as uncharacterized. The transcript is spliced from 8 exons. The coding region runs from base 144 to 923 and encodes 259 amino acids. The record is from RefSeq and is a predicted model, not a curated record. Gene Ontology annotation, molecular function: RNA binding. NCBI's taxonomy places the organism in Eukaryota, Fungi, Basidiomycota, Agaricomycetes, Boletales, Suillaceae.
GCCAAACAUAGUAUCAGACUCACACGCCCUAGAUCGAUGAUAUCAUCUAGUACUUAUCUAAUCAGUAGCCUGCAUCUUGACACCAAAGCUGCGACUCAUCCAAGUUCAUCCGAGUCCAUCUACAACCACAUCAUCAACCAACCAUGUUUUCAGUCACAGUUUCAAACAUUUCCCCAAACACCACUCAGGAAAAGCUUCAUGAAUUUUUCAGUUUCUGCGGCGACAUCAAAUCAAUCGAUCUCAAAUCCGAGGAGGAUUCGAAACAAUCUGCAGUCGUUACCUUUGUGAAACCUUCGUCCGCUGGUACAGCUCUCAUGCUCAAUGGCGGUACUCUAGAUGGUGAACAACUUCACAUCACCUCCGACGUUGAACACCACAAUCAUCAGGAGCAAUCGCCACACUCAAGUUCACCUUUCGAACAGUCAGACAAACCUAGAGCUGGAAUUGCUGCUGAAUAUUUGGCAAAGGGCUACACACUUUCCGACCACAUCUUGCAGCGAGCCAUCGAAAUCGACAACAAGCAGGGUAUUUCCAAACGGUUUUUAGAUUAUAUGCGCGGCCUCGAUGCAACGGUUGGACAGAAAGCUCUUGGUUCAGACCAAACAGUAUCCGGCAAAGUGCAAUCGACGUUAAAGCAUGCCCAUACCAGGGCAAAGACUAUCGACGAACAGAAAGGUUAUUCUAAGGUUGCCCACGAGUACUACUCAAAGGCGAUCUCAUCUCCCUUUGGAAAAUCUGUCCUCGACUUUUACACUAAUACUUCAAAGCAAGUUCGUGACAUUCACGAGGAGGCUCGUCGUAUGGCCGACCAACAUGUAGCUGUGAGUUCAUCUGCGGACAAUACCACACAUGCCACCGGUACCGGUACCGCCGGACCUGAUGCACAACCUGGUCUCGCUAAGCAAGCCUCUCCCACCGUUUGAAGGCUAUCAUGAUAGGCAAGAAGCAAGUUGGUGUCAAUGUCCUGUCCGAUCGUAGGACAGCACAUUAAAUCGCACUACGUAUUUUCAAUGACUAAAACUUUGUAAUAAUUUCUUUGUACCAUACGAUCUGGCUGCCUUUUCCUACAAGUAGGUAGUACAUAUGAUAUAAGCAUCGGAAAUCGCAACACUUGUAGUGGCGACAUAGUAAGGUAGGGUAUGUGCUAUGCCUAGCUUUUUUGACUGUGAUGUCCUAUGAGGAAAUGUAUCUUUUUGGUCGUCAAGGUGCCAAUACGGUAGCAGGUUGCAGUGGCCAGGUG